Penicillium nucicola is the source of this 630-nucleotide messenger RNA. RefSeq names its product thioredoxin peroxidase DOT5. The record is from RefSeq and is a predicted model, not a curated record. Lineage: Eukaryota; Fungi; Ascomycota; Eurotiomycetes; Eurotiales; Aspergillaceae. Gene Ontology annotation, biological process: cell redox homeostasis; cellular response to oxidative stress. Gene Ontology annotation, molecular function: thioredoxin peroxidase activity. Gene Ontology annotation, cellular component: cytoplasm. The transcript has 2 exons. Bases 1 to 630 code for a protein of 209 amino acids.
AUGGUCGAACUCCGGAAGCGCAAGGCACCAGCUCAACCUCUUCCCACAGAGAAGAAGGCUAAGCCAUCCCCCAAGCCAGCUUCCAAGCCCAAGGAGCCAGAGGCUGAAGCUGAGACUGAAGAAAGCCCCGCGCCAAAGGUCCCAGAGGCCGAUGAUACAAUCGACCUGGAGACCUUUGGGGGUGAGAUUGAGACCAAUGAUGGGGUGAAAACUACCUUGCAGAAGCUUAUCAAUGAGAGCGAGGCAGGUGUGGUGCUGUUCACUUACCCUAAAGCCUCCACUCCUGGCUGCACUAAGCAGGCAUGCUUGUUCCGUGACAACCACACACAUUUGACCUCCACUGGUCUCGCCAUUUAUGGCCUCUCGGGGGACUCUACUAAGGCCAACACUACCUUCCAGACAAGACAAAACCUGCCAUAUCCUCUGAUUUGUGACCCUAAGGCCACUUUGAUUGCAGCCAUUGGGUUUAAGAAGUCUCCCAAGGGAACAACCCGCGGGGUCUUUGCCGUGGAUAAGAAGGGCAAAGUCUUACUUCGAGAGGCCGGUGGCCCAGAUGCAACUGUUGAUGCAGUCCAGAAGAUUGUUGCCAAUUCUAAGGAUGGCAGCAAGGAAGACGAUAAAACCGAGUGA